Messenger RNA from Andrographis paniculata, 2268 nucleotides. RefSeq lists its product as uncharacterized. The record is from RefSeq and is a predicted model, not a curated record. The coding region runs from base 211 to 1980 and encodes 589 amino acids. Lineage: Eukaryota; Viridiplantae; Streptophyta; Magnoliopsida; Lamiales; Acanthaceae. The transcript has 18 exons.
CACAAAUUCGUUUUUACGAAACAUAAACAGAAAAUGAACUACUUCGAAUAUGGAUGAGGCUGUCGUGUCUAAUUUCACGCUUUAAAACCUAUCCCCAUUUUCCCGACGACUUCGACGAUUCAAUGUUGAUGGUUUCGCGCUUCAAACCCAUAAAAUGCCGACGAAUUUCUUACUCUGAGUGCUCAGUUCGUCGGAAUUAGUUAGGGUCCAAUGGCGAAAUUGGGAGGAUUCUCUUCCAAUGGCGUAUUCAUCUCUUCGCUCCCGAUGAUCACAUCCGCGAGGAAAUUCUGUCUGCUACCGCAAGCUACUGGUCCUUCAAAAACUCAAAGGAUAAUGGAGAGUAUACCUGCAGCUGAGGAAGCAGGUGGCGCCGGCGGUGCCUACUCUUACAAUGCUUUGAAACGACUGGAUAGCCUCUGGUCCACCAUUUGUAAUGAUUCGGGUGUGAAUUUCUGUCUGGUAACAAUUUCAGCUGUCCAGGAACCAAAAAAAAUGGUGUCCAAUGUUUCGGGUUUAUUUCGCGAAUCUGAGCAAGCAGAAAAGUGCAUAGACAUGUUUGAUGUUGUAGUAUGCGGCGGAACAUUAGGAAUUUUCAUUGCUACAGCAUUGAGUUCAAAAGGGCUGCGAGUUGGGAUUGUAGAGAAGAGUAUCUUGAGAGGGAGAGAACAGGAGUGGAACAUAUCGAGGAAAGAGCUUUUGGAGCUAGUCGACGUUGGAGUUCUUACAGAAGACGAUAUCUAUCACAUUACAGCAAACAGCUUCAAUCCUAAUAGAUGUGGAUUUGAAGGGAAGGGUGACAUUUGGGUGAACGACAUUCUCAAUCUUGGAAUUUCGCCUGCGAAACUUAUCGAAAUAAUGAGAGAUCGUUUCACUUGUAUUGGCGGCAUUAUCUUCGAGGGUUGCAUCGUAUCACAUGUAACAAUUUUUGAGGAUGCAGCUGUAUUAGAACUAGCGGACGGGAAGAUUUUGUCGGCGAGUCUCAUCAUCGAUGCAAUGGGAAACUUUUCUCCCAUUGUAAGACAAAUUAGAAAUGGAAAGAAACCAGAUGGUGUUUGCCUCGUCGUUGGAUCGUGUUGCCGGGGCUUUGAACAGAAUUCGACUAGUGACGUAAUUUAUAGUAGCGCUUCGGUGAAGAAGGUCGGACGAUCGGAAGCACAGUAUUUCUGGGAGGCCUUCCCGGCUGGCUCGGGUCCUCUCGAGCGAACUACAUAUAUGUUUACCUAUCUUUACCCCGAACCCGGGUGUCCCCUUUUAGAAGAGCUACUCGAAGACUAUUGGGAGUUAAUGCCGAAGUAUCAGGGCGUGUCGCUUGAAGAUCUGGAGGUCCUGAGAGUAAUAUUCGGCAUCUUUCCUACUUACCGCGAUGGUCCGUUGCCGGCAGCCUUUGAUCGCGUCCUACAGUUUGGUGAUGCCAGCAGCAUCCAGUCGCCGGUUUCCUUCGGUGGUUUUGGGAGCCUGACGAGACACCUCGGGAGAUUGUCAUCCGGCAUUCAUGAAGCAUUCGAUAAUGAUUUUCUGGAUGCGCAGAGCUUAUCGUUGUUGAACCCGUACAUGCCCAACUUAAGCGCUUCGUGGCUGUUCCAACGAGCAAUGUCAGGCAAAAGCCAGUCCGGCGUUUCGCCUACAUUCGUAAACGAACUUCUAUACGCCAAUUUUAAGAGCAUGGAGAAACUCGGCGAUCCGAUUCUCAGACCUUUUCUUCAGGAUGUGAUACAAUUUGGUCCUCUUGUGAAGACAUUAGGACUAGUGAUGAUAUCGCAACCUCUAAUCAUCCCGUCGAUAUUCAAGAAGGUUGGCCUCCCCGUUUUGAUCGAAUGGUCGGGACAUUUUGUGAUGCUCGGGAUUUACACGUUUCUUUCUUCUUACAUCGAUCCCCUUAUUAGGCCAUUGUUGAAGACAUUGCCGGCGAAGGAGCGAUACGAAUGGAGGCGGAAGCUCGAGGCGUGGACGUACGGAUCUGGUCUCGACUAUAAACUUUGAUCCGAGGUAUAUUCAGCUUCAACGUUGUUAGAUUUGUGUUCAAGACGAAGCUGUAAUGAAAGUGUGAAGAUGUCUGAAUUAUGCAUACGUUAAUUAUACUCAGGUGUCUUUGAUUGGGAGAUUCGAUUUUUGGAUUGAGAUUUGAAUAGUAAAAUUUUUGAAUGUAAAUAGUUGUAUGAUGUGAUAUAAAUAGGUGUUAGACAUGAUGUAAUGAAAAAUAUGUAUUUUAUUUGAUGUUUUGGAGAAAAAUUGAAUAAACAGUAAAGUUUGAAGAAAAUUUCGGAAACA